AUGGCGUCUCCAACGCGUCCCAUCCUGAGCCCCUCAAAAGCGCUGCAUCCGGUUUCACCGGAACGCAUGAAUCAACAAACCAUACCCGGCUCUCCCUCACUACCUUCCGAUCUCCUCACAUUACAUCACAAGAGCACCCGAGGUGUCUCGGAAGUGCAAGCCAAAGUGGCAUUUUUAAAUAACCUAUCUCGAGGAGGCAGCCCUGCCAACUCUGCAGCAAGCAAUGCCGCUCUGCAACGAGCUAUCAUGGGCCGUGAGGAAGCCGAAUCCGCCUUAGCUACCGCGCAAGAAGAUUUGUCUGAAGCGCAGACACGAGAACGCCGGAUCAGCGAACGCCUCGAAUCAUUGCUGGAAGAGCUUCACGGGACGAAAGAACGCCAGGCCCACGAACGAUCAAUUUUCGAGAAGGAAAUUCGAAAAGCCCGCAAGGAAGCUUUUCGCGCUGGGUCGACUCUGGUCAAAAUUCAAGAAGAAUUGAAGCAUGCAAAAUCAGAGGUCAGAACGUUGAGAGACGAAGUGGUUGCAGAACGCGAGUCGAAGGACAAGGCCAAACAGGAGGCAUUUGAACGCGCCUAUGCCCUCGCUGGUCUUACAGAAGAACUUGAAGUCUUGAAAGAGAAACUUCGUGCCCUUGAAAACGACAAUCACUCAAGCACCCUCGAAGUCCGCGCCCAUGAGAUUCGGAAAGAAGACUUCGGAAGACUGUCAAUAGCAGAAGGUGACCUCGCGUUUUUGACUACCCCACGCAGACCGAAACGAGCCGCUGCGGGAUCUGCUCGAUCCCCAGCCCCAGCACGCGAAGAAGACCACGCAGUGGCUACUCCUCCUAAACGCCCACGUUUGUCGGAUUGUGCGCCAAACAUGGAGAGUGAACAACCCGCACUCGAGACGGCCGCUGAAUUGGAAGAGGACUUGUUGGAAGGGAUCAAGGAAGAGCUUGACUUUGAGCGUCGCCGCAGAGUCGCAGCCGAAGAGAUGGUGCAUUUCUUGAACAUUGAAUGCCAGUUUGAACGCUGCUCAUGCAGGCUUGCUGAGAGCCAAGGUCGUCGCUACAUCUACGAUGCUGAAUACUAUAACAAAUUCCAAAAGCCUCAGAUUGAGGCGGAAGAGAAAGCUCGUGCUCAAGAAGCUAUCAUUCAGCAAGCUAGUGUGCAAAAAGUCGACCCUCACCCAACUAGCACCCCUGAAACCAGCCCUCCCCCUCCGCCACCCGUCCACCGAUCUCCUGUUCACCAGGCCUCGACUCCCCAGUUGAGGCAUCCUCCACACAGCAUCCAUCAGGAAGAGCCAGAGCCAAGUCGCACUCCUCUGGCUGCACCACCUGUUCCUGUACACCAGCACCCCGCGCCUACAAUGAAGGCUGAACCCAGAGACCCUCCCAAGAUGCAGAUGCCAGCCGAACCUCUGGUUACAUUCUCCCCGGAGACCGGCACAUUCACGACAUUCCCAUCUCCACUCCGAGAUAACGUCAGACCUCCGCGAUUGAAUUUCUUCGACACACCGGAUCUCGCCGAGCCUCAACCAGAUAUUCCGGCUGGUCAUCUUGAAGCCUCUGCAUCACCAGACCUACAUGUCGACUCAUUCACCCCCUCUGGGGAACCGGCUUCGACCAGAUUGUCCCGUCCAAUCCCAUCUGAUGGUGCUGUCGAACACUGGCGUGCACCACUGUCUGUAGAAGCCAGACCAUCGAGGCCUGUCGAGAGAGAACCCCGUGUACCCCGCCAGCCCAUCAACCCUACAAACAGAGUUCCAUCGCGACAAGAGUCACAGUCGCAACGCACUUCGCACCCUGGCGUCCCCCAUACACUCAUCGACCGCGAACAAGCACUCGCACAGAUCAGGGCGCGACAGGGUCGUACCCACAGCAAGCAGCGCUCAGUCAGCGCCAGCGAGCCUGGCCGCGCAGCUCGUACCUCAGCGGGAUCUAAUCCAACCUCUGCUCGGGGACCUCGACGCCUGCCCAAUCCAAAUAUUCGGGCCAAUUCGAGGACUGAGAACGAAGUCGGUGAACGCCGAGAUAUGAGUGCUCCUGUUCGGAUGUUCCGACGUUAA
This is a messenger RNA of Penicillium coprophilum, 2052 nucleotides long. RefSeq lists its product as uncharacterized. The coding region runs from base 1 to 2052 and encodes 683 amino acids. The transcript has a single exon. Lineage: Eukaryota; Fungi; Ascomycota; Eurotiomycetes; Eurotiales; Aspergillaceae. The record is from RefSeq and is a predicted model, not a curated record.